UUGAGGACAAUCAGAGCUGUUCAUCAAAAGAAGACAGUAAACAAUGAGAACCCGAUGUCUGUUAUUGAUGUGACAGAUGGUCAGCAAACGAGUCGAUCAAACGGCCAGAAAAAGGCGAUACGAAAGACACCCGAAGAAGACAAUGAAGACUCGGACGAGACAUAUGUCGACAAUAAGCACAAGAACUCGAUGGAGAAGAAGCCGAAGACAACGAUAGCGGCGAUGAAAAUCAAAUUUAAAGCAAACAAAACGAAAGUCGAGUCAAAAAGUCUUCAAAAGGUGAUCAAUCGGUUGACCAAAAAGGCCAACAAUAGCGGCACUGAUCGGCCGUUUCGGUGCCAAUACGAGGACUGCGAGGCGGGGUUUCGCUCCUUAUCUCAUCUCAACCGACACGUGACCAAAAUCCACGGCAAUCCGGCGGCCGAAGCCGUACGCCAACACCGGCUGCAGAAACAGCAGUGUUUCGAUGCCAUCACUCAGUCAUACGUGUGUCCGCACGCGGACUGCGGCGGCAAAUCAUACGACACUAACACUAAGUUUAGCCAUCACUUGCGUGUCGUCCACACAUCGGUGCGGUAUCCGUGCGGACACGACGGUUGCGACAAGUCGUUCAAAACGCCCAAACACUUGGACACACACCGAGCGACACACAGCCCGGACAAGUCCUACCGGUGCGAACAUCCCGGCUGUUCAUUCACGGCGUCGCUCCACAAGUAUCUCCAGCAACACUCUGUCAUUCAUUUGGCCGAUCGGCCCGUCUAUCGGUGCUUUGACACGGAAUGUGCGAAGACUUUUCGCACUCAAACCGGUCUCAAACAGCACGUGAACGCCGAGCACAGCCCCAAUCCUACGGAGCGGCUCCAGUGUCCGCACCCGGGCUGCGACCGCAGUUAUCUCCAGAACACACACCUCCGCACACAUAUGGCCACUCACUGCGAUGUGCCGACACUGCCGUGCAGUCAAUGCGCGGAACUGUUCCGCUCGGAGUGGUAUCUGAAGAAACACGUGGCGACUGUUCACCAGAAGCGGCCAUUCGUGCAGAAACCCAAACCGAUCCACGCGUGCGAAUGGCCCGGUUGUGACUAUAAGGGCACCCGAACCCAACUUAAUCAUCACAAGACUAUCCAUACGGGAGAGAAGCCGUUCGCCUGUGAUUGGCCCGAAUGCGGCAAACGGUUCCGCGUGGCGGCCAAUCUUAAAGACCACAAGAAUGUUCACUGCAAUCUGCGGCCGUACGCCUGCCAUUGGCCGGGCUGUCAGUACAGCUGCAGUAAUAGCGCCAAUUUGGCCAAACAUGUCAAGCAAAACCAUUCAACCAAUCAAAGCCAACGUUUCAUUUUUAAUCGUUCGUCACUUAUUUAA
Medioppia subpectinata is the source of this 1362-nucleotide messenger RNA. Lineage: Eukaryota; Metazoa; Arthropoda; Arachnida; Sarcoptiformes; Oppiidae. The record is from the annotation of a GenBank genome assembly.